Molecule: messenger RNA, 300 nt
Organism: Caenorhabditis remanei
Lineage: Eukaryota; Metazoa; Nematoda; Chromadorea; Rhabditida; Rhabditidae
Exons: 2
Coding region: 1-300 (99 amino acids)
Source: RefSeq, a predicted model, not a curated record
AUGGCAGACACCGGAUCAGGAAAGUUGAAGAUAGCAGUGAAUCACAAAAAAGAAACAUUGUUCAAUCUGUCUGCUCAAUAUUUACUAGAUUUCAUCAGGAUAAAAAUAAUUUUAGUAGAAUUAGAAGCGGAUUUCGGAGAUGAUACUGGUGAGAUCGCCUUCGGGGAUGAUGCAGGUGAUGUGGCUUUUGGAGAUGAAGAUGGUGAGUUGUUGCUAAUCGGAGAACGUGCUGUUGGAGGAGCAAACGAUGGUGAUGAAUUCGGAGAUGAUGUAGAGCGUGGAGCAGGCAUUGAUUUUUGA